Molecule: messenger RNA, 804 nt
Organism: Nestor notabilis (Kea)
Lineage: Eukaryota; Metazoa; Chordata; Aves; Psittaciformes; Psittacidae
Gene: MLST8
Product: MTOR associated protein, LST8 homolog (S. cerevisiae)
Exons: 6
Biological process (GO): regulation of actin cytoskeleton organization; TOR signaling
Cellular component (GO): TORC1 complex; TORC2 complex
Molecular function (GO): protein binding
Source: RefSeq, a predicted model, not a curated record
GCAGGCUACCAGCACAUCCGCAUGUACGACCUCAACUCCAACAACCCCAACCCCGUCAUCAACUACGACGGCGUGAGCAAGAACAUCACGUCGGUGGGGUUCCACGAGGACGGGCGGUGGAUGUACACGGGCGGGGAGGACUGCAUGGCCAGGAUCUGGGACCUCAGGUCUCGUAACCUCCAGUGCCAGCGCAUCUUCCAGGUGAACGCUCCCAUUAACUGCGUGUGCCUGCACCCCAACCAGGCAGAGCUGAUUGUGGGUGAUCAGAGCGGCGCCAUUCACAUCUGGGACCUGAAGACCGACCACAACGAGCAGCUGAUUCCGGAGCCCGAAGUUUCCGUGAAUUCCGUUCACAUUGACCCCGAUGCCAGUUACAUGGCAGCUGUGAACAGCUCGGGAAACUGCUACGUGUGGAACCUGACGGGUGGCAUCGGGGAGGAGGUGACUCAGCUGAUCCCCAAGACCAAGAUCCCUGCGCACAACCGCUAUGCGCUUCAGUGCAAGUUCAGCCCCGACUCCACGCUCUUGGCUACGUGUUCUGCAGAUCAGACCUGCAAGAUCUGGAGGACUUCAAACUUCUCACUGAUGACGGAGCUGAGCAUUAAGAGCAAUAACCCAGGAGAAACGUCUCGGGGCUGGAUGUGGGACUGCGCCUUCUCCGGGGACUCCCAGUACAUCGUCACAGCCUCCUCUGACAACCUGGCCAGACUUUGGUGCGUGGAGACAGGAGAGAUCAAGAGGGAAUACAGCGGCCACCAGAAAGCAGUUGUCUGCCUGGCCUUCAACGACAGUGUGUUGGGCUAA